AUGAAUGAUCGAACUCCAAGCAUACCAACGACGGUACAUUCCCGAAGCACGUCCUCGGAAGAGACCCUAUCUCUCGCGAAAUCUUGGGUGCGAGAUUGUGUGGCAAAUCAUGAAGCAUGUAACGCGAACUAUGCAGACCAAAAGUGGUAUCCGACACGUCUUGUUGAUUUCGGGCCUGUGGAAAACGCAUCUAUCUCUUGCCGUAUCCUGAACACUAAGGAGAAUAUCCCCGACGGUCCUUAUAGGACGCUUAGCCACUGCUGGGGGCUCGCAGACUGCCUUUGUCUGACCAUGAGUAAUUACGACGAGUUACACGCUGGAAUUCCCCUAGAAAGCGUCCCGCGGCUGUACCACGAUGCGGGGCUCGUCGCCAGAAGACUCGGUAUUCGGUAUCUAUGGAUAGAUUCUCUUUGCAUCAUUCAGAAAGGCGAUGAAAUGGACGACUGGCGCCACGAGUCAACCCUCAUGGACAAGGUGUAUUCCCGCGCCUUCUGCAACAUCUCCGCCAUGUCUGCUCCCGAUGGCAACCACUCGUUGUUUAACGACCGCGAUCCCGAUUUCCACCAACCCCAAAUCGUUGACUUACAAACCGGAGACUCCACGAUUCCAUACCUGGUCAUAGACGAGGCGUUCUGGGACAGCGAGGUCUCGCAAGCGCCCAUCAACAAAAGAGGCUGGGUGCUACAAGAAGUGCUUCUCUCUCGACGCAUAUUAUACUUUGGUGAGAGCCAGAUCCUUUGGGACUGUCGGUCCCAUCGCGCGGCUGAGAUAUGGCCCCCGGAUGCUCCUCUCGACGACCUCACCAAAAGAGGCCACGUCAAAGAUCUUGGCCUCGGCUGUGGUGUCAGUCAUGGCUCUAGCGAUAGCCGCAAUGCGCACCUCUGCUGGGACGAUAUCGUUUACGACUAUACCCGUUGCGACAUCACCUUUGCUGGCGACAAAAUGGUCGCUCUUUCUGCGGUCGCGAAGGAGAUGGCAUUGGUAUUUGGGGAUGAGUACGUGGCGGGGAUGUGGCGCCGGUACUUGGAAUCUGGGCUCCUCUGGCACGUAUGCGAAAAUCGGACCGCUCCGAGUCCGCGAGCCGCGGUCUAUCGCGCUCCGAGUUGGUCGUGGGCGGCGGCAGAUGAUGCGGUAUUCCCGGGCCGACCGUUCGAGAAGGGGGCCUCAGAGAUUCUCAUAGAGGUGGAGGACUAUCACCUCGACUACACCACGAAGGACAGAACCGGGCUGGUUUCCGGAGGAUGGCUGCGCCUGUGGGGCGUGCUGAAGCCGAUCAAGCUCGUGCCUCAUACUGUAGCGACAAGACCGAAUGACGUCCAGUGGGAAGUACUCGUCGAUGGAGCAAGUAACAUUGUUGGGACUUCGGUGCAUUUCGUGGGACUAGACGACUUUCACGCCAACUUUGACGAUGAGAAUGCCGAGUCGGCGUUGUUUUGUAUGCCAGCUAAGCUGCUUACUGGCCUGAAUGACUUUCUCUACAUUCUGUUGCUCGAGUUGCUGGAUAAAGAAAGAGGCAUAUUUCGCCGCAUUGGGCUUGCUCGGGGGUUUUCUGGGGAAGCGAAGAACCGUGUUUUGGCGCGCAGUGCGGAAGAGAGCAAGCUUCCUUGCGAAGAGUAUCGUGGCGGAAGACACUUGAUACGAGUUAUAUAA
This is a messenger RNA of Colletotrichum truncatum, 1650 nucleotides long. Its product is annotated as heterokaryon incompatibility protein. Lineage: Eukaryota; Fungi; Ascomycota; Sordariomycetes; Glomerellales; Glomerellaceae. The record is from RefSeq and is a predicted model, not a curated record.